GGUGUAACAAAGAGUGGAGGAGUCAAAGUUAACGACCAGAGAUGAUGGUUCUGUUACUAUUGUGCAGUCUUGCACUAGCUCUUGCCCAAGAUCCUUGUUCACGUGGUAACCACAAUUUGAUCAGUGAACCACAUCGGAGCAGCCAGUUCCAACCGGAGGUAACGGAUCACCUUCUUUGUGAUAACGGACUAACGGCUGGAUGGUACGUCUUUGAUAACAAUGAUGAGAUGCCCACAUCCUGUGUGACCCAGUACCAUUGCGGGACCCACUUCCCAUUGUGGAUGCAGGGCUCACACCCCUCCCAGGCUGAUGGUAUCGUCCACAGGAAGGCCUGCUCCAAUAUCUAUGGAAGCUCAAGUCACACCUGCUGUGAUUUCUCACUAGACAUACAGGUCAAGAAUUGUGGUAGUUUUUAUGUCUAUUACCUACAGACUGUUCCGGCAUGCGCUAUGGCUUAUUGUGCAGGAAACAAGAAAGUAUGCGAUGUUGGUGGCCAGCCUGCCUCUGGUAGAAACUGUCCAGAUCUCUAUCCCAAAUUAACAUCGAUGCCAGUUCUCUCCAAACCGGAAGUGACCCCAACAAAGGAAGUCCGUUUUCCGUGUAGAGUUGAUUACCCUCUCGGGCAGCCAGACGUGGGAUUUAUAGUCACGUGGACAGUAGAUGGCAAAGAACUUUUGAAUCAAGCGACACAUCAACCGGUGCAAACGAUCCUAACAGGAGAUUCUAGAACUGCUUAUCUGGACGCAACAAAACUUAAAGGAAACCUUGGAAAAGAAUUAAGAUGCAACGUCACGUCAUUCCAUCCAUCCCUGGGUAAAAGUAUUCGAAGCGAUUCUUUCAGUAGUAAUGGCUACUGGGCUGGGAUCAGGGUGACUCCAAGCAAGAUAAAUGUGGAUGAGGGAGGUCCCGAACAAACAGUGAAGAUCGAGUCCACUAUACCGAUCCCAUGUAAAAGUUUGUUCGCCACUGAAUGCAAACUUCCCAUUCAACUUGCUGGUCUGCGUAAUCCUGCAGAUGCAUCUCUGUCUGGUUGCCACUUCGACCUCAAAUUUGAUAAUGCCACGGGGCUAUACUCUACCUCCUUCAAGGUCAAGGCUACCAGGGAUUUUAUCAAAGACCACAACCAUGUUCAAGAAAUUGCUUUCAAACCGGUGUUUGACUUCACGCAUCCCAUGUGGAGCAACUACACUGUGAACCCUAUCAUGAUCGGGACCACUGAUAAAGAGCAUGGACACUGCACCUUGUCUGGCGAUCCACAUUUUCAUGGAUUUGAUUAUAAGAAAAAUUAUAACGUUUAUGAAGUGGGUGACAUGGUACUAUACAAAUCUAAAAACCAGAAAAGACCAUUUGAGGUUCAAAUCCGAACGUGGCCUUGUGGAAGCUACAAUCCCUGUGCCUGUGCAGUUGUUGCACGAGAAGGAAACGAUAUAGUUGAAAUAGAUAUGUGCGAAAAGAGAGCAGGUGUUGUAGAGGCCCCGAAGGUGUCCUAUCCAUCCGGACAUCAUCUAGAGGGUACUACGGUUAGCAGGGAUAAAUCUGGGAAAUAUUUCUAUAUAAAUUUUCCCUCAGGAGCCAGACUGAAGGUCUCAACCCUCAUAUCAAAAGGUCGCCAUGGUCACGAGCAUCUGCCUGUCAUGAACGUUGAUGUCCAAGGGCCCCCAGAUGAUUUUGGCUCCAGUGAGGGUCUGUGUGGGAACUGGAACGGCGAUGAUGGAGAUGACUUUAUUGGUGGAGACGGACUCCUGUACAAACCGUCAUCAGUAUCCAACUUCUCCAAAAGCUGGAUGAUACCUACAGGUUCAAGUAUGUUCUAUCAACUGCCGAAAUAUGAACAACAUCUUGCUCCCAAAUUUGAAUACUGUUCCUGUAAGCAAGGAGCCGUUGACUGUACCAAAGUAGGCAAAGGUGCUAUUAACCCCAGCAAGCCUAAAGAUGGAACAGUGAUUAGCGGCAAAAACACACAUCCUCGUAGGUCUGCUCGCGCCUAUACUGACCACUACCCUGACAGAGAUCUCCCCGUGGACCCGAAAAUGACAACAAGAAGAUUUCGAAGAAAUGCCGCGGCCUCUUUCCCAACCCCAAGUGGAAUAACGGAGCAGCAGGCGCGGACCUCUUGUACACAUAGUCUCAUGAAAUCAUCCCUCUACAGCCGCUGUCACCGUACAACCAUUCUCACCGACAUGCUGGACGGCUGUGUGGAGGACAUUAAGUUUUCUGACAGCAAAGAGGCGUUUGAGCUGGCUCAUAUGGACGCUUUUGAUAGCAUUUGUUACAACGAACUUGCUAAGGAUCCUAUCAACAUUCAAUACACCAACGGUGACCCAGUAGUGAGCUCCUCAAUUUUAUCCUGCCCCAACCAGUGUUCACAUAACGGGAAUUGCACUGGUGGCACGUGUCACUGUAACCAUGGUUUCGUAUCAUCCGACUGUUCUGUCAAAGUAGGAGCCGUGCCAACCAUUUACAGAAUAAGGGGUGACGGCCUGUGUGAUAUUAGACGACGACCAUGUCGACAAGCCAGCGUAAUAGUAGAUAAUGUCAUUGAAUCAACUCAUUUGGUCUGUAAAGUCACUCCUGUCGAUCUGUCAGACGGAUUCCCAGUCGUGUCUGGACCAGCGGUCACAUCUCGGGGAGAAUUCCUCAGCUUCUUAGAAGUCCAGUGUCCCAUUCCUGAGAGUCAUGUGAUGAAAGGGCUUAGUGCCGCGGGAUUCAAAGUCUCCGUCACCUCAGAUGGGCAGCACUACAGUCAAGAGUCCCUGUUUAUUGUGGCGGACGGUUACUGUAUGAAAUGUACAGCUGCGGGUGUCUGCACACAGAAUCCUGACAGUUGUUUUAUUGAUGGAGUAUGUUACCGUCGUGGAGAUCAAAGUAGCACAGAACAAGUGUGUGACCCAUCGCUGUCAAGGAAUGACUGGAGCGUUGUCAAAACUGUAAAAGAAAUAGAUCAUUACACGGCUACCUUCUCUGGAUGUCGAUGCCCAUACAACAUAAAUGUGUAUGACUGCGCAUGCUGCCAAAAUGGUGGAUGUCAGUGUGGGGAAAUUCAACCUAAUCAGUGCACUGACUGUAACAACAAGGCACUCUGCGGCACGAAUCCGGGACUUUUCCCGCCACCAACGUAUUAAUCAAAGUCGAAGAGUUUUUCUUGAGAGUACUUCAAAUAAAACUAAUAAUUCUA
Ostrea edulis (European flat oyster) is the source of this 3175-nucleotide messenger RNA. RefSeq names its product von Willebrand factor D and EGF domain-containing protein-like. Bases 42 to 3122 code for a protein of 1026 amino acids. Gene Ontology annotation, cellular component: extracellular matrix. The transcript is spliced from 20 exons. The record is from RefSeq and is a predicted model, not a curated record. Lineage: Eukaryota; Metazoa; Mollusca; Bivalvia; Ostreida; Ostreidae.